Messenger RNA from Pestalotiopsis fici W106-1, 810 nucleotides. RefSeq lists its product as uncharacterized. The record is from RefSeq and is a predicted model, not a curated record. Gene Ontology annotation, molecular function: oxidoreductase activity, acting on the CH-OH group of donors, NAD or NADP as acceptor. Bases 1 to 810 code for a protein of 269 amino acids. NCBI's taxonomy places the organism in Eukaryota, Fungi, Ascomycota, Sordariomycetes, Amphisphaeriales, Sporocadaceae. The transcript is spliced from 5 exons.
AUGCCAUCUUACGUGAUUACUGGAGCCUCGAGAGGACUAGGGUUUGAGCUCCUCCGUCAGCUCUCCAGCAAUGUCAACAAUACCGUCGUUGGACUCGUGCGAAACAAGCCUGCGAUGGAGAAGAAGGUGUCAGAAGAGCUAGGCAAUCGCCCUAACGUUCAUGUACUGCAAGGGGACUUGAACUCAUACGAGGAGUUACAGAAAGCUGCCGCUGAUACUACCACCAUCACCAACGGAAGCCUCGAUUAUUUGAUCGCCAAUGGAGCUUAUGUACCCCAAUGGGACGCAUACGAUCCGAUCGGAGUCCUUGCACAGAAUCCCAAGAAACUCGAGCAAGAGCUGACAAAGCUCUACACUACCAACAUUGUGGGCAACAUCAACCUCUAUAACCUCUUCCUACCACUCGUUUUGAAAGGCCAAGCAAAAAAGGUCGUAGCCAUUACUAGUUCACUGGCAAACCUACCGACCGUUAAUGGAUUAGGGUUGGAGGCAUCCCCGUUGUACGCCAUAGUCAAGGCGGGACUGAACAUGGUGAGCGCCAAGUUCUCGGCGCAGUAUAAGCUGGACGGUGUGCUGUUUGUUAGCAUCUGCCCUGGUAUGGUAGAGGCGGGCCACUUUGACAACUUAUCCCCGCAGCAACAGGCGACAAUUGACACAAUGGUUACCAAGUUCAAAGCAGCUAUACCCGAUUUCUCGGGCGCGUCGACACCAGAAGUUGCCAUGAGGAAUCUGAUCAAUAUCUGGGAGAAUGCUAGCAUUGAGAAUGGAGACGGCGGUGCAUUUUUGUCGUCUCGUGGAACUCGAUACUGA